CAACCAUCAGGUUAUACUACCUCAUUCCUCUCGUGCUUCUACUAGCUACCUGCAAGCUGUAGAUAUCUGUCAUCUAUCAUCACCAACUUUUCAGUUCAAGCUAGGUAGCUAGCCAUGGCUAGGGUGCUGGAGCCUCUCGUCGUUGGAAAGGUCAUCGGGGAGGUCAUCGACAACUUCAACCCCACAGUGAAGAUGACGGUGACCUACAGCUCCAACAAGCAGGUGUUCAACGGCCACGAGUUCUUCCCGUCGGCAGUCGUGUCCAAGCCACGCAUUGAGGUCCAGGGCGGCGACAUGAGAUCCUUCUUCACUCUGGUCAUGACGGACCCAGAUGUGCCAGGGCCUAGUGAUCCAUACCUUAGGGAGCAUCUCCACUGGAUCGUCAGUGAUAUUCCUGGCACCACAGAUGCUUCUUUUGGAAGGGAGGUGGUGAGCUACGAGAGCCCCAAGCCCAACAUUGGCAUUCACAGGUUCACCUUCGUGCUGUUCCAACAGAAGAAGCGGCAGGCCAUGAACCCUCCCUCCACCAGGGACUACUUCAACACGCGCCGCUUCGCCAACGAGAACGACCUUGGCCUCCCGGUGGCUGCCGUCUACUUCAACGCGCAGCGGGAGACAGCGGCACGCCGCCGCUGACGGAAACAAUCAGCCCAACCCUUCUUCUCUUGCAUGCAUGGCGCAUGCAACAAGCCUAUGGAUCAACCUAUAGCUACUAUUAGCUACCAUCUACAUAUAUCUCCACUCAAAUAAGAGUUUGCUUGUGAGCGUCUUGUGUGUGCUGUUUCCAGUAGUCUUUCUACUGUUCAGUUUUUUCUUCGGUCAAUUUAGUUACUAGUUGAUCUGUGAACCAGUGUACGUGCAAUCUACAUCUACCACUAGUGUGAAUUUGAUUCAGCUCCUAUUUGUGGAGACGAA
This is a messenger RNA of Triticum dicoccoides, 915 nucleotides long. RefSeq names its product CEN-like protein 2. The record is from RefSeq and is a predicted model, not a curated record. Lineage: Eukaryota; Viridiplantae; Streptophyta; Magnoliopsida; Poales; Poaceae. The coding region runs from base 115 to 636 and encodes 173 amino acids. The transcript has 4 exons.